Bacillus rossius redtenbacheri is the source of this 2552-nucleotide messenger RNA. RefSeq lists its product as uncharacterized. The record is from RefSeq and is a predicted model, not a curated record. NCBI's taxonomy places the organism in Eukaryota, Metazoa, Arthropoda, Insecta, Phasmatodea, Bacillidae. The transcript is spliced from 2 exons. Bases 486 to 1892 code for a protein of 468 amino acids.
AAAGCAGCAGCUGGGUAUCGUUUCAUAAGAUCAAUGAACUGUUUGAAACUUCCUCAUGAAAAAACGUUGAGGGGUUAUAUUGGAUGUGCGAGUGGUGAAACUGGUAUAACUUCAGUAAUUAAAGAACGCCUUAUUUAUGAGGUCAGCAAUUUGAAUCACUCAGAAGAAAAGUUAGGUUCGCUGAUAAUAGAUGAGAUGGCGAUCAAGGCAAAAGUAAGUUAUGAUCGCAACCUUGACCAGUUCCUUGGAUAUUCAGAGGCAGAAAUUGAGGAGAUGGGUGUAAGUGAUAAAAUAGCCAACAGACUAUUGUGCUUCAUGUUUCGCGGCCUCUCCACUCCCAUCCGAAUUCCCGUCGCGUUUUAUUUUACUCGUCAAUUAACAGGACCUCAGCUGUGUAAAUUAACCAAAAAGGUGAUCGAAGAAGUAGAAGAAACGGUUUUGAAAUUCUGCGAAUAGUUACUGAUAACUCUUCGGUAAAUGUUAGCAUGAUGAAGGAGGUGUGUGGCGGCCAAUUACUACCUGAAAUACAACACCCAAAUGAUGAAAACAGAGUAAUCUUUUUGAGUUUUGACUCGAGCCACAUUUUGAAAAAUAUUCGCACUCAGUUUCUUCAGAAGAAUUUUUUCUACAGGGGUAUAAUGAUCUCAAGCAAGCCCUUGAAAAAAUUGUACGAUGCACAGAAGCACUGUACAGUGAAACCUGUUCGAUGUCUGAACAGAAAAGUUGUUUACCCUUCGAACAUCGAAAAAAUGAAUGUGCAACGAGCCAAGUAUGUUUUUUCCCUUCCUCUGACAGCUGCAUUGAAGACUCUUCCUACAAUAGCACCUGAGUUAGUCGAAAACCACGAAAGCCUUGCUGAAACCAUACGGUUUUUGGAAUAUGUCAGAAAAUGGCACGAUAUUCACGAUGUUUGUAACACAAAGCAGGCAUAUAUGUCAAGAAACACCGACAAACUAGUGUUCACAGAAUUUGACGAUGACAGACUGUCUUGGUUGCUAGAUACAUUCCUGCCUUACAUGGAAAAUAUCCAAAAGUCGAGCAGCAAACAAAAUAAACUAAGUGAAGAGACAUACGAAGCUCUAGUCGUGACAACUCAGGCAACUGUAAAAUGUAUACAACAUUUAAUAUCAGUUGGAUUUCAUUUCGUUUUAAGCAGGAACCUGAGCAGCGAUGACAUCGAACUUCUCUUCAGUCACUUGCGAAGAAAAGGUGGUUUCAACGAUAUGAUGGACGCAAGAGCAUGCAUGUAUGCAAUCGACACAACGCUAAAAACGGGUUUAAUAAAUCCUUCAGCUACAUCAAAUGUAGAAAGACAAACUUUCAAGACAUUGGAUGCAAUUGCACAUCACAAACGAAUAAGUGAGCUGAACACAGUAAUUUGUGAUGUUCCAGUUGAAGCAACAGGAAUUCUUGACGAAAAUCUUGAAGAAACUCCAGUAACGCUGCAAAUCGCGUCCUUAGCUAUGAUUGCUGGGUACUUGGUACGGGUUGCAGAAGAAAAUUUUAACUGUGCCUAUUGCCUAGAACAAAUAUCAACUCCCGAUUGUGACAGCCCGUUGCUCCGAUUGAUUAAAAUGCAAGAUCGCGGUGGUCUGCGGUACCCAUCUAGAAAAUUCGUUUUUUUCCUGAGCAAGAUACUAAAAUUUACUUGUGUCACUCUUAAACACUUAGGACGUAAACAGCUCAUCAAGAAGCUUAAAGUGUUUCUAGUGCCAAAGUUUCUUCAAUAUUUUAAGUGUUCACUGUGCAGUCAAGAAAAGCUUGCAAAUACCAUAAUAACCAAAUUUCUGAAGCCUAUUUUGGACAACGAAGCACGUUCGGUGACAGACAAAAUUGACAAACCAUCAAAAAUAUACAGAAAACCAUUGAGCCGCAAAAUUUUAAAACUGUAAGCGUAGUUCCAGGUGAGUAACAAUUAACACUUUAUUUGGUGUUACAACUGUUACAUUCAUUUUGUUUACGACUGCUUUAUCUUUUAGAAGUAUUUGAACAUAGGGCUUCAUUGUAUUUAUCAUAACAGUUAGUUCUAAACACCAAUUUCAUGAGUUAUAGGACCAACGGUAAUUUAAACAGAUGUUUCGCGCGGUUCCGUGUACUGCACAUGAGAGAGCUACCUAGCGGCGAUCUCUGGAACUGAAUCGUCUCGCGUUUUACAUCCUCUCCUUCCCGGCCUUGAAUAAUAACGUAGGCAACGGUUUGGUAGGAAGAAGACAAACUCUUUAUCAAAACAUUUUUUUUUAUUUUGCCGUGUGUUCGUGAAUGCCUAAUUAAUUAAAAUGGUCGAUUAGGUCAGGUCAGUUACAUUAUAAAUACUUUCAAACUAAACUGACAUUAAAAAUAAUAUGAAUUAAUUUUAAUGGUUGUUCAGUUUUAAAGUAUUUAUAAUGUAGCUGACCUGACCUAACAAACCAGGACAAAGGCUGAACAGUAGGAACUCACGUAAUUUUUUUUUUUUUACUUAUUACUUGCGCAACAAUAUCAAAGUAACAAAUAAAACAUUAAAAUUUGAAACGUUAAAAACUCGCCUAAGUUAGAGGCGGGUACAAUUCCUU